AUGGUAGUGGGGUCCAGGCUCCACCAAGGUCUGGACAUUGAGUGUGCGGACGGCUCAGUUGUCUACGCUCCGUUUGACGUCACUCUCAAUGGGAAGCUCAUCGUCUACACCGACCCUGCCAAGUCGGCCAUCAAUGAAGGCAUCAACCUGCAGGGAGAAGGUCUGUGCUUCAAGCUCUUCUACGUGAGGCCGGAUCACACUUCCGGAACUGUGAGCAAGGGCCAGCGUCUUGGCAUCAUGCUGCCCAUGCAGAACGUGUACCCUGGGAUCACCUCACACGUGCACGUACAGAUGUGCGACAAGAGUGACCCCACAGGGUACUUCUGA
This is a messenger RNA of Dunckerocampus dactyliophorus (ringed pipefish), 327 nucleotides long. RefSeq names its product leukocyte cell derived chemotaxin 2, tandem duplicate 1 (gene lect2.1). Lineage: Eukaryota; Metazoa; Chordata; Actinopteri; Syngnathiformes; Syngnathidae. The record is from RefSeq and is a predicted model, not a curated record. Bases 1 to 327 code for a protein of 108 amino acids. The transcript has 3 exons.